This is a messenger RNA of Ruditapes philippinarum (Manila clam), 2599 nucleotides long. Its product is annotated as neural cell adhesion molecule 2-like. The record is from RefSeq and is a predicted model, not a curated record. Lineage: Eukaryota; Metazoa; Mollusca; Bivalvia; Venerida; Veneridae. Bases 209 to 1159 code for a protein of 316 amino acids. Gene Ontology annotation, cellular component: neuron projection. The transcript is spliced from 7 exons.
UGAAACAAAAAUGAAAACUUCCUUAUAUGCAUUCAUAUAAAAGAAAUCAGUACAGCUGAAUUAACAUGGAAAUAAAUAUUAUCCGGUUAAUGUAAUUGAAGAUGUGUCAUAUGUUGCAGAAAUAAAACGAAAUUGGACCAUGAAUGAUGAUUUCAAGAAUUUUUAUAAGUUUUUUUUUCCAACUUAGUCAUUCCUGUUUAACUCACGGAUGAAAAUGGGGCGUUUUUGCGUGAUUGGAAUACUUGUUAUAAUAGUUUCAGCUCAAGUCAGACAGAGAUUUGCUUAUACAAAUUAUACCAUACCUUGUGUGUUGGGCACGUCUUGUAUACUUCCCUGCAAAAUGGACCCAUAUCAAAAGAAUGCCUCUGUCUCAUGGUUGAACAGCAAUGAAGAAUAUCUUACACGAGGUAAAACUAUAAUAAAUCCGGAUUCGACAUAUUUAGGAAUUGAGAAAUCUGCAAAUAACACAUGGAAUCUUCAUAACAAAAAUGUAACCAGAAAUUUUGCUGGAACAUACAAAUGCGAAGCAAAAAUUGGAAGUAAACAGAUGACGCUCUCCGUGGUUACACUUGUUAUUGAAAGUAAACCAACACUUGAUGAAAGAAACUCUUCAGGUUCAAACUCAAAGUUUAAGGAGGGUGAAGAUGCCGAACUUAACUGCGUGUUUGACGGGUCACCGGCACCAGAAAUAAAAUGGCACCGCGGUAGAUCCAUGGAGAUUAUCGAGGGUCUUGAAGGGUCCAAGUUAAAUAUCCGGAAUGUGACGAGGUAUAGUCAGGAUAAUUACAAGUGCAAUGCUUCAAACAAACACGGAUCCGCAAUAAGACACAUGUUUCUAACAGUUGAAUUCGGACCGGAAGUGUCUGUGGUGACGUCACUUAUUCGUGCUACAGAACAUGAAAAUGUGAUAAUGAGAUGCAUUGUUCAGGCUUCGCCAAUGGGUAAAGCGUAUUGGAAAUUCGAAGGAAAGAAAAUUAAUAUUAAUAAAAGUCUCAUCUAUGAGUUAGAAGAGAAUCAGUGGGCUGAUGAUAUUCCGGUGAAGCUUAUUCAGUUAAAAAUAAAGCUGAUAAGGAAAAAUGACCAGGGCAAUUAUACGUGUCACGGUAGUCGGAAGGACGGCAAUCACGAGGAAACUGCUACUGUUCAACUCAUAAUCUGAGACUGAAAAUUAAUGUUGUCAUAGAAUCAACAACACAAACAACAAUCAUGCAAAAUUUGUUAAACCACCAAGUUUGCGGGAUUUACGUAAUUUAGUAACUCAUUCUUGAUUGACUAUGUACAUUAAUAAAAUAAUGAUAAUUGUAGGUUAUGGUAUUGGUAGUAAAAAAUAGGUAUAUUUGCAUAUAGACAUCAGCAAAUUUAAAACACCAUUUUUUAAAUUAUAAUUGUGUUGUUGUUUGUGUUUUUUUCCUCUCCCUUUCGUUCAUGCAACUGUUAACUCGAGGCUUUUUUCACUAAUCGAUAAUCGUCUGAAUGAUUUUUUUAUUGAGGGGUCACGUGGAAAAAAGAUUUUGAAUGUAGUCAAGACUGGAGAAUUUGCAACCACCAUUUAGCGGCGUUUUUUUAUGGAUAUGAAAAUAAAUGAAGAAAUCGUUUAAUAAGAAAUAAUUUAAUUAGAUUGUACAAUAAUUUUACAUGUAAUUGAUCGUAAUUGUAUACGUUAAUUAUGUAAAUUUGUUACAACAAAUUCAUUCAAAUAAAUGUUAAGAUAUUUAUAGCUAUGAACAUAUUCUGAUACAUUUGAGUUUUAUUUUAAAUACAUGAUCGGAUCGUUGCCUACUAUAUGUUCAAAAGUGAAUUAUAUUUGACUGCACAAUUCACAAUCGUCCUAUUUUGGGAGCAUCAAUCCGACAAAUCAGAAAGAUGUUUUUGGAAUGCCAUUGGGAAAGUUAUUUUGCUGUUUAUACUAAUAGAAACACUUUAAUUUUCUACCGUACCUAUCAGGUUUGCAAAGAUUGACCUUAUUAUCAAUAAUGACAAAAGAGGCAAUCUCUUUCAGCCUCGUGUAUUUUUAGAAAAAAUCUGAUAAGAGUUUGGUUCCAACAUGGCUUUAAACUCCUUCAAGAUUUAUUUAUGGUAUGGAGUUAAAGUCAAAUUUACUUUCAUAUUUUACAUUCUAACACUUUUCGAUUGUGUCACUAUACACACGGUAUGAUGCUGGUUAAGGUCUACAUGUAUAUGCGGCUGUUUUUUUUUCUCCCUCGUUAAAAUAGUUUACAAAGCCCAUAAUGCCUCAGAAGUGCUAUUAUCUUUAUUUCUCAAAAUUUUUUAACCUUUGUUAUCUUGUAACAGUUUUAAAAGAAGUACUCAUUUACUUUUUUGCUCUGUUGGCAAUUUGUAUACUUAUAGAGAAUUAGUAUUUCUGUAUGGAAGUCAAACUACUAUUUUGUUUACAUUUUGCCGCCUUUAUGACACAGUAGUUCGCAUUCAGCACUACUUUCUUCGUUUGUAAAACAUCUUUUACUACUUAAACAUUAUUAAACACAUGUUUGCCAUUUCUUGACAAUUAAAACAAUUAUGAAUUUCUAAGGUAUUAUAUGCCUUUAUGGCAACAAUAAUAACUGUCUUAAGUAUAAAAUCAUUUUAAAAACACACUAUC